AUGGCCAUAUAUGAACAGUCUCACUCUCAAGUGUGGCCUGACUCCAACGGCUACUUUGGCCAAUUUGGAGGCAACUAUUAUCCGCCUGAAGCUCACCAAGCGCUUAAAGAGCUAGCGGACAAAUAUGAACAACUUGGACAACGCCCAGACUUUCUCCGACAGCUCGAAAAAGUCCGCACCGGUCUUCAAGGCCGUCCAACACCUAUACACUACCUGGAAAACAUUUCACAACAAGUCGGAGGUGCUCAGAUCUAUGUCAAGCGAGAAGAUCUCAACCAUACAGGCGCCCACAAGAUCAAUCACUGCGUUGGUUUCGCACUCCUUGCGAAAGCCAUGGACAAGACAAAGUUGAUUGCCGAGACUGGAGCGGGACAACAUGGUGUCGCUCUUGCAACCGCCGCUGCCUACUUUGGUCUCGAAUGCGAGAUCCACAUGGGCGCUGUCGAUAUAGAGAAACAGAAGUCCAACGUUGGUCGCAUGCAGAUACUCGGCGCAAGGGUUGUGUCUGCAACAGCAGGACAGUCUGCUCUCAAAGAUGCCAGCGAUUCCGCUUUCAACGCGUAUAUAGAGCAAAGGGAGCACGCACUGUAUGCGAUUGGGUCAGCUAUCGGUCCACAUCCAUUUCCUUUGAUUGUGCGAGACUUUCAAUCUGUUAUCGGUCAAGAAGCGAGAGAGCAGUUCCUUACCAUGACCGACGGAAAACUACCCGAGCAUGUUGUUGCUUGCGUCGCGGGAGGGUCCAAUGCAAUGGGCAUGUACUCGGCUUUCAUCGAAGACAAGGACGUCAAGUUGCACGCUGUCGAACCACUCGGGAGAUCUAGUCAACUUGGCGAGCAUGCAGCCACGUUAUCAUAUGGCAAACCAGGAACUUUGCAUGGCGCAAAGACUCUUGUCAUACAAAAGGAAGAGGGUCUUCCUGCUUCGGUAUCAUCUGUAGCUUCUGGGUUGGUUUAUCCUGGCAUAGGACCGGAGAUGGCAAUGCUCCAUGAAGCUGGACGAAUAUCCGUUGGGGUAAUACAUGAUGAAGAGGUCAUUAGUACCUUUUUCAAAAUGGCCAAGAGCGAGGGGAUCAUUAUUGCUCUAGAGAGUGCACAUGCUGUGGCGUAUGCUAUACGCUUAGCGGGAGAGCGGCCCAAGUCUGAACGGAUCCUCGUUAAUCUGUCUGGUCGUGGAGAUAAAGAUGUCGAUUAUGUACUUCAGCAUCACGGGACGGGAUAG
This is a messenger RNA of Fusarium pseudograminearum CS3096, 1218 nucleotides long. RefSeq lists its product as uncharacterized. NCBI's taxonomy places the organism in Eukaryota, Fungi, Ascomycota, Sordariomycetes, Hypocreales, Nectriaceae. Gene Ontology annotation, biological process: L-tryptophan biosynthetic process. The record is from RefSeq and is a predicted model, not a curated record. Gene Ontology annotation, cellular component: cytoplasm. Gene Ontology annotation, molecular function: tryptophan synthase activity. The coding region runs from base 1 to 1218 and encodes 405 amino acids. The transcript has a single exon.